Colletotrichum fioriniae is the source of this 600-nucleotide messenger RNA. NCBI's taxonomy places the organism in Eukaryota, Fungi, Ascomycota, Sordariomycetes, Glomerellales, Glomerellaceae. The record is from RefSeq and is a predicted model, not a curated record.
AUGGUUGGCUAUGACACUUCGGCUACAACUCUGUCAGCAGUCUUUUACCACGUGCUGCGGGACCCAGACCACUACAAGCGGGUUCAGAAAGAAGUCCGAGAAGCAUAUUCCUCAGUCUCUGAAAUCACGGCUCAGAGCGUGCUCCGGCUCCCGUACCUGAAUCCUUGCAUCCAGGAAACUUUACGCCUGACGCCACCCAUCAAUGGCCGCGGCUCCCAUCGCAUCUCACCUGGGGCCAUGAUUGAUGGGCUGUACGUGCCCAAGGGCGUCAAUGUUUCUGCUGAUAUUUGGACUAUUCACCGGAAGCCUGAGUAUUGGGCUCUUGCUGACAAGUUCAGACCUGAUCGCUGGCUUGACAACGGUCCGGGCACCGUCUUUGAGCACGAUGUCCGGACCAGCUACCGGCCAUUCCUCGUCGGACCUCGGGUGUGCAUUGGUCGCGAAAUGGCUUUGCAGUCCAUUCGUCUGACUGUAGCCAAAGUAGCAUUUUCGUUUGAUCUAGAAAUGGCUAACAAGGAUACGUUCGUGUGGGAGAGGGAUGCAGGCAAUGAUUAUGUGUGGCAUGACUACCAUGUCUUGGUGAAGAGAAGAGCACACUAA